AUGUUAGUUAAUAGUUAAUUGCUGGAAAGUUGAAGGAUAUUUUCGUAACUAAAGGUGGGACUAGCCAGAUGCAUACUAGGUAGGUAUAUUUAUGUACUAAUAAGCAGAAUAUUAUGUGGUGUCCAAUCACUCCUUUAAUCGCAUAGAAAUCCACCUUAACACUUUAGCUGCUUACAACAACAUUUGUUGAACUCAGAAUUGAAUCCCAAGCCGCAAACAACUAAUUUCUGAUAUAAUCGCCAACUUUGUCACCAUUUCCACAAACUUACUCACUCCAAACAUCAAAAUCAUCAUGGAAAACGGCACGACAAGCCAAGGUGAGGGCAAAGACCCCUCUGGUUUCCUCUCUGAUAUCAUCGGCAAUCCUGUCACCGUCAAGCUGAAUUCCGGUGUUGUGUACAAAGGCGAGUUACAGUCCGUGGACGGCUACAUGAACAUUGCUCUAGAAAAGACUGAAGAGUACGUCAAUGGCGCCAAGAGGAGGACGUAUGGAGAUGCUUUUGUGAGAGGAAACAAUGUCAUGUACAUAUCAGCCGACUGAUAUAGCAAUGAGCUUUACCCUUGGCUGAUGAAGGACAUGCCUUUGGGAGCCUUUCCGGCAAUCGGGCAUCCCUAGUGGUAUUCAUGGGCGUUUUACUCAUUACAUUCAUAUAGAGCACUCUAGGUAUCACCCUUAUCUUUAAGACGAUGAAGCUUAUGAU
Molecule: messenger RNA, 701 nt
Organism: Hypoxylon fragiforme
Lineage: Eukaryota; Fungi; Ascomycota; Sordariomycetes; Xylariales; Hypoxylaceae
Product: like-Sm domain-containing protein
Exons: 3
Coding region: 293-541 (82 amino acids)
Biological process (GO): maturation of SSU-rRNA; mRNA splicing, via spliceosome
Cellular component (GO): nucleolus; sno(s)RNA-containing ribonucleoprotein complex; U6 snRNP
Molecular function (GO): RNA binding
Source: RefSeq, a predicted model, not a curated record